This is a messenger RNA of Strongylocentrotus purpuratus (purple sea urchin), 2637 nucleotides long. RefSeq names its product growth arrest and DNA damage-inducible protein GADD45 alpha. The record is from RefSeq and is a predicted model, not a curated record. Gene Ontology annotation, cellular component: nucleus; cytoplasm. The coding region runs from base 233 to 700 and encodes 155 amino acids. Lineage: Eukaryota; Metazoa; Echinodermata; Echinoidea; Camarodonta; Strongylocentrotidae. Gene Ontology annotation, biological process: regulation of cell cycle. The transcript is spliced from 5 exons.
UUAAAAAAACUAUUCAUUUCCAGUAUAUUUCACGAACGUAUGUGUGUGUGUAUGUGUUUUUAACCGGUAGCCAACUCACCCGGCCCGGUUUGAUGCAACACGGUGCUAGGGAGACCCUUUAUUUCGAGGUAUUGCAUCACUCGUCGAAAUUGUGUUGCACUUGGGAACUUUAGUCGACGUGGUUUUAUAUUAAAAUGAUGACCCAUACAUACCAUCCAGAGAUGAUGCCGAGAUGGAAGCUGGUUAUGCUUUGAGGAAUGUCUUAGUAAGAGCUAAGAUGGAGAACAGACUAACUUGUGGAGUUUAUCAAGCAGCAAGGAAACUAGAAGUGGAGCCAGAAAGAGUAAUGCUGUGCAUUCAUGCUGAUCUUGGUAUCGUGGAUGUGGCCCAUCAACUCCACUUUGCUCUUCUAGAAGCAUUCUGCAGUGAAAACCAGAUUAGAUUACUCAAGGUUGGAGACACAACCCCUCUGGAAAAGAUCUGUGAAGGAACGGUACCCCUCACCCCCACGUCACCCGACUCUCCUGCUGAUUUCAGUGAUCUAUCAGAGCCCCUCCCUCGCAGUGAAAGAGCCCCAGACUUUUCAUGUGUUCUUGUCGAUUUCCCCGAGAAGAUGGACACGGCUUGCACAUCACUCUUUACACUCUAUGACCAUCUUGCAGAGGACAUGACCUUUCCACAGAUCACCUUGGCAACCUGAUUGGAUGUCAGCACAGGUCAAAGGUGACCGACCUUGACGGAAGGUCAUCGAUCAUCGCUGUUACUAUAGCUGCAGUCUUGACCGAGUGUUAAGAACAGAUGGCAGGGAUACUUCACAGGUGGACAAUGUCAAAGAAUGUUAUAUUGUUUCAUGGCAAGAAAGACUUGUGAUUUCUGAUGAAGGAUGACUAUGAUGUCAUAAUAAAGGACUGCAAUGACGUCAUAAAGGACUGCAAUGAUGUCAUAAAGGAUGACAUUGAUGUCGUGAUAAGGAUGAUGCUGUAUCACUGCCUGCCAAAGCUUUGAUUCAAAGAAGAGCGAUUAUGUAUUCUUCUGAAUGAUGCAUACUUUAAAGGGUGAAAGGUCAACAUAAAGAAUUGGGUUGCUGUUUUGUAUAUAAGGCAUGCAUGUAUCUCAAUAUUAUGUAUUGGAAAAUGAUCAUAUUGAAAGUAAACAAAGAAAGAAAUUAAAUAUUUAUAACAAAUAAAACAAAAAACAAAACAAAACAAAAUAACUAAAAAACAUCUGAAAAGAAAAUGUUGUAUAUACACAAGUAUUUCAUCGUUGGUUAUAUUGUGGGAAUCGUAAAGAUGAUUUGAUGAACAUAAUACUGGGAAAGUUGUGACAUUAAGUAUAGAGAAAGGUAUGCUGAGGUUUUGAAGUAAAUCAAACUUUGAAGAGAUGCAUUUUUAAUUAGUUGGUGUCAGUGGGCCUAGGGCUAAUGCUCAAAUUGAUGAAUCAGACACUGGCAACGAGUGGGUUGGCGUGAUGACAGACCAAAAAGAAGCAUAGAUUUGCUGUCUGUUUUGGAUUAAAAGCUAAUAUUAUUGCCUAUUUCGUGUAAGACACAUAGAAUGUACAUAUACAAUUCAUAUUUAUUUCAAAUACGUUUAUGUACAUGUUGUAUUAGUAUCGCAUGUACCACUAUCACUAAGUAUGUGUGUUUAUUAAACACGGCAGGUCUAUCAGUAUUAUGGUCAUAAGGUGGGGGAGGAGUGAGGGAGUAUGCAAGAUCUUUAAGGAUUAAAUGUUAAUCUAUUUCAAAAGUAGAGUUUGUACAUGUUUCAUAAUUAUAUCAAAUUUUAAUAGCCAUGCUUAACGAUGGAAAUAGUAAUAUAAAUUGAUAUGAAUGAUUCUUCAAUGUAGCCUAGUGGUAAAUGAUUCAGCUUUAUUUCUUUGGUUAUCCCAAGACAUGCUGAAUUAGCUGUUCUGUAUUUUCUGGCGUGUAAUACAAUAUGUAUUUAAGUAUUUAUUGCGGCAAUUAGAUUUUAUUAAAGUAAGGAACUAAGUGAAAGGCUGAAGAAAAAACCUGCUUGAUAAUUGAUUAGUUAUUGCUGGUUGGAUCAGGGGAGGGGGCACAAAAUAGUGUGUGUUGAUUUAAUAACUGAGUUGCACUAAUUGCUAGCUGUGCUUAAAUAUGCAAAUAUAUUCAGUGCACACGGUAAAGAAUGAACAAAGAAAUUAAUUGUAUCAAUUUGUGAUUGUCCAUGACUUUAUUAUACCAACUCAUCGUCAACAUAUUUCUGUUUUAGUAUAAUUGUCAAGUAGCUUACAAGUAUUGAAAUUUGCCAGGGUAUUUCGUUGCAUGAUAUUGUUAUCAGCUCUUAAAUUAUCCCAUGUACAGAAUAAUUAUCUAAUAAUAUUGUAAAUAAAUAUCAUGAAUUGCAUGUUGUACAUGUAAAAAUCUUAAAAGAUUAUAAACGUUGUGGUUAAUGCAUUGAUAUAAUAAUGUAUUGGAGUUUUAUCCAAGUAUUUAUAGUAUUCAACUAGUCGACGUUCGUUUGAAUUAUUAUGUAUGUUAUAUUUAAAGUAAUAAAGCUUACGUGUGUGACUAAAUAACUUAUCUUACCAGACAAUAACUAUUUGUCAAUAUUGUACAUAUGAAAUUCAAUAUAUUGUACAGAAGUGCUGAAAGAAAAUAAAUCUAAAUGAAACGUA